AUGCAUAAACAUUCCACUGGUCACAGGAAGGUCUCACCUCCUGGCCCAUCCUUCAUGUCCAAUGAUCAAGUUUCAUCGUACUUGAAGGACCUGCGGGCAAAUCGUCCUGCCCGUCCAACAGGAUCUCGUCCAUACCCGGGCAGAGCAGCCACAUCAACCAGCGAUCUGCCCGAUAGUCUUCCUCCAAGGGCAUCCUCGGCAUUCUCCAUGCAUAAACCAGUCGAAGAUGAAAUUGAAGAUCACCGGCGCUCAGGCAGUGCAAUGUCCCAUCGCCGGGCGAAUUCCCAUGUGCCCAGUGGCGGGGCCAUGGGUCGUCCUUUAGCUCAGGAGCCACGCACGCACUCAAUCCGGAAGAACGUGUUUCCAGCAGAAAUUCAUGCACGUACUAUUCCAAUCCCAGCAUCUCCAGCUCUGUCGUAUCGUGAAAAUGGUCAACGACGACACGAAAAGGAGGAGGCACGGGCAUUACGAGAUGCCUUGCAGAAAAUGGAUAUUGAGGACGACAUGAGUCUUCACCAAGCAGCUCAGGAUGAGGCCACAGAGCUAGUUUGGAUGCAUCAAAAUCCUGGUCAAGCUUUCAAAAACCCUUAUGCGCCAUACAAAAAUCCUGAUGCCAACAGGCGCAGCCAGAGCCCUGUCCGAAAUGAUUCCCGAGCGUAUAACCCCUCGACAAAUAGAUUUAGCCAGUCGACAGGCUCGAGUGUAUCCUCCGAUGGUAACUCUAGCCCCGAGUCGACGCGGAAACGAUCAUCUCUGGCUGGACCCUCCAAGAAGAAUCUCAAAGUUAACUUUAAGCUACCUGACGAAGAACCCGAGCAGUCUGUUGCUCCCAAAUCGCGAACUGUCAGCGGUGAUUCAUCUAAAGGAAUCUUCAGGAACCCUAGCGACCAAAUUUACGAAGAGCCCAAUAAUACUCAGAAGGAACCCGAAGCAAAACCAGACUUCUCUAAGUCUGACUCGUCGGCUUUGAAAAACAAACCACGCAACGCUCUGGGGCGUGUCCCCAAGCCAUUGCCUUGGUUGCAGAAUAGAGCUCACAGCAGCCCUGUGAUGGAUAAAAUCUCCCGGUUUGAAAUCCAGAAAAACCCUCCCACCCAGUCGCGUAACCCCGGCUACACUCGAAACGAAAGCGCUACUCCUCCUCCUACUCAGUCAAACAACGCCGGUUACACUAGAAAUGAGCGUGCAACUCCGACUCCUCCCCUUGAAGAAAAAGAUCAGUCUGUCCCCACCGAGGAUGUAAGAGAGAGACGCAGCGACGAUAUCCGCGCAGCUACCAGCAAAAAGCGAGGAGACCGCAGUGAAAAGCUACCGAUGCCUUCAGCCGUCAGUGAUCGAGUCGGACGCCCAAUCGUGAGCUUCGACCAAAGUUGGAAACCAACCGAGCAGCCGAAACCUGAGCGUCCAACCCUACCCGUGAUUGAAGUGGCAGCACCGACCAUUGAAGUCUCAGCCCCUUCAAUUGAAGUCUCAGAGCCGCCUCCAGUCCCCGUGAUCAAUUUCCCGGACAUCAAAGUACCCACUAUCUCCGAGAUAGAGGCUCCUUCCAAGCAAUCGACCAGACCGGUGCCUCAGCCGACGAGAAACAGCCCAACUAAACCGGCUUUCCCGAAAAAGCAGGGAUCUGAUUCGCAGAGCCGUUGGCACUCGCCCUAUACGCGAUCUGGUGUCCCGACUGCAAGCUGCGAGCUUUGUACGCUUUCGAUUGCCGGAAAAAUUCCCUCGAAUGUGUGGCUUUCUUACCAAGAACCGGAGGCCAGCAGAGCUGAGAGAUUAGAAACAGAGGCCACUGACCUUGAGGCCCGUGUGCCACGUUUCUACUGCCAUCUGGAUUUCCACGAGCUGUUCAGCCCCCGUUGCAAGAGCUGCAAGACCCCCAUCGAAGGAGAAGUGGUAGUGGCGUGUGGUGCCGAAUGGCAUGUCGGCCACUUCUUCUGUGCAGAGUGCGGUGAUCCCUUCGAUUCCCAGACUCCCUUUGUCGAGAAAGAUGGCUUCGCAUGGUGUCUCCGCUGCCACUCGCGCCGUACCGCACCACGUUGUCUGGGCUGCAAGCAGCAUGUCAUGGACGAGGUUGUCAUCACCGCAAUUGGUGGCCAGUGGCACGAACGCUGCUUCAAUUGUCACGAGUGUGGUGAUGGUUUUGGUCCGGAGGGCCGAUUCUUCGUUCGUGAAGGCGAGCCCAAGCGAACAGCUAAGGGCCGCAUCAUCGGUGGUCCCGUCCAAUUGGCUAUCUGUGAAAGAUGUGAAGGUAUUCGUCUCAAGGCGCCUGGGAUGUGCUAG
This is a messenger RNA of Penicillium mononematosum, 2280 nucleotides long. RefSeq names its product LIM domain protein. The coding region runs from base 1 to 2280 and encodes 759 amino acids. The record is from RefSeq and is a predicted model, not a curated record. The transcript has 4 exons. NCBI's taxonomy places the organism in Eukaryota, Fungi, Ascomycota, Eurotiomycetes, Eurotiales, Aspergillaceae.